Triticum turgidum subsp. durum (durum wheat) is the source of this 300-nucleotide messenger RNA. The record is from the annotation of a GenBank genome assembly. NCBI's taxonomy places the organism in Eukaryota, Viridiplantae, Streptophyta, Magnoliopsida, Poales, Poaceae.
AUGGCUUGGGCCUUCGCCACCAUUGCGGCAUCAGUUUGCACGUUGUCGCUCCACUUGUAUUGCUGGUUGCAAAAUUGUGAAAAUUUCUCUAGCGUUGUGGGUGCUGCUGCUGUUGCAUUUAAAUUGGUUUGUCCAAAUCGACAGUCCGAGGCUCCAGCUGAUGCAGUCGCAACCCCACCUCUAGAUCAGCUCACCAUCCAACCAGUUACACUUAGUUAUGUGACAGUUUUGAUUCAUUCUACAGAAUAUUGGAACUCUGGAAUGACCAAAUCUCAAUUCUGCUUCAAAGUUGACUGUUAA